ACGCGUCCGUGACGUGUUUAUAAAGUUGAAUUAACAUAUUCAAAUAAAAAGAACAAGACCUUAAUAAUAAGUAAAUUAUCAAUUAAAUCCUAGUGCUGUGCUUAAAAUAGUGUUAAAUAUAGUUAUAAGUGCAAUUUACCUGCAAAUACAGGAAGAUGCUGUUCUACUUUCUACUGCUGGGUUCGACCCUCGCAUAUCCGCAAGUGACGAUAAAACCAGACGUCCUGAUAGACGUGUUCGGAACACCGCCCACCACCAAGAAAAUACCAGGACUUGAAGAUAUAACAGUACGACCUACCGACAGUACAUCUACAUUCGUCGACAGCAACGGCGAUGCGUGCAAAUGUGUACCCUAUUACCUAUGCGAUACGAACUUGAAUGCUGUGGAUGCGUACAACGAGACUGUCACUGGAGCUUUCAAGCUGGAUAUCAGAUUCGGAGUUGAUGAGUGUCAGGAGAGUGUGGAGCGGUGCUGCAAGGACCCGAAGCCUCCGCAGCCGCCUCCAGUGCCCGACUCCAAGAACCUACGGGGCUGUGGCUACAGGAACCGAAAUGGAAUUGACUUCAGUAUCACUGGUGGUUCCGGCGCGGAGGCACAGUUUGGGGAGUUUCCGUGGGUGGUAGCACUCUUGGAUGCUGUGAAUGGGCGUUACGCAGGUGUCGGUGUUCUCAUACACCCACAAGUUGUGAUGACAGGCGCCCACAUCGCAUACAAAUUCCAGCCUGGUUCAUUAAAGAUCAGAGCUGGUGAAUGGGACACGCAGACGAACAAGGAACGUCUGCCAUCACAGGAGAGGAUAGUCCAGGACAUGUUCAUACAUCCAGAAUUCCAUUCGAAGAGCCUACGUAAUGAUUUAGCUCUCCUCCUGCUGAAGGAGCCAGUGGAUCUGGCUGACCACAUCAACGUCAUCUGUCUCCCGACACAGGAUGAGUUGUUUGAGACCAGCAAAGAUUGCGUUGCUAACGGCUGGGGUAAAGACAGCUUUGGUCAAAAAGGUCGUUACGCUGUUAUCUUGAAGCGUGUUGAAGUGAACAUGGUUCAACAUGACAGUUGUGCCGCCAUACUUAAAACUACCCGACUCGGGUACAACUUCAGAUUGCACGACAGUUUUCUGUGCGCCGGCGGAGAGGAGGGCAAAGAUACAUGUCAGGGUGAUGGCGGAGCACCUUUAGCUUGUCCUAUAGGUGAUGACAGAUAUAAACUGACAGGUCUAGUCGCGUGGGGUAUCGGUUGCGGGGAGAAGGGAGUUCCCGCUGUUUACGUCAAUGUGUCAAAAUAUCGCGCUCUUAUUGACAGCAAGAUGGCGGAGUGGGGCUUCAAUACGAGUGCCAAUGAUGUUUGAAAUGUAACAUAUUUUUAGAUUUAAACAAA
Molecule: messenger RNA, 1372 nt
Organism: Papilio machaon (common yellow swallowtail)
Lineage: Eukaryota; Metazoa; Arthropoda; Insecta; Lepidoptera; Papilionidae
Product: phenoloxidase-activating factor 2
Exons: 9
Coding region: 156-1343 (395 amino acids)
Biological process (GO): proteolysis
Molecular function (GO): serine-type endopeptidase activity
Source: RefSeq, a predicted model, not a curated record